Messenger RNA from Sceloporus undulatus (fence lizard), 1528 nucleotides. Its product is annotated as indoleamine 2,3-dioxygenase 2-like. The transcript has 10 exons. Gene Ontology annotation, biological process: 'de novo' NAD+ biosynthetic process from L-tryptophan. Gene Ontology annotation, molecular function: metal ion binding; heme binding; indoleamine 2,3-dioxygenase activity. Gene Ontology annotation, cellular component: cytoplasm. Bases 141 to 1367 code for a protein of 408 amino acids. NCBI's taxonomy places the organism in Eukaryota, Metazoa, Chordata, Lepidosauria, Squamata, Phrynosomatidae. The record is from RefSeq and is a predicted model, not a curated record.
UCUGGCCAUAGAAAUAACUGCCUGUUGGUCCUUGCUCAGCUCCCAGCGCAAGCUCUGGAGCUUCUCCUCAAUGCAAUAGAAAUUCCCUUGAAUUCCAGAGCCCAGGUCUCAGAUCUGUUGAAGUCUUUUUAGCUGCAAAAAUGGAAAUGGAUAACACACAUGCCAAAGGACAGCCGCCAUUCACGUUGAAGCAAUUUCACAUCUCCGAAGACUAUGGCUUCCUUCUCCCAAAUCCUUUGAAAGACCUUCCUCCUUUCUAUAACCCAUGGAUGGAGAUUGCUCAUCAGCUGCCAAACCUGAUUGAGAACCACCAGCUCCGCUCACGUGUGGACAAGAUGCCUUUGCUCAGCAGCCAGUAUCUCCAAGGCCACCGGGAACUCUUUCUGGCCCAUUUGGUCCUUAGCUUCAUCACAAUGGGCUACGUCUGGCAAGAAGGUGAAAAAGGGAUCGCCAAGAUCUUGCCACGAAACCUUGCCAUUCCUUUUGGGGAGGUCUCUCGAAUGUUAGAACUGCCUCCGAUCUUGGUUCAUACGGAUCUUGUUUUAGUAAACUGGAAGAAAAAGAAUCCUUAUGGGCCUCUGGAAAUUGAGAAUCUGGAGCCCAUCAUCUCUUUGCCUGGAGGAGAGACCACCAGGGGCUUCAUUCUUGUUACUUUCCUGGUUGAAAAAGCUGCUGCACCUGGAAUCAAGGCAGUUGCCCAGGCUGUCAAUGGUAUCCUUCAGUCUGAUAAUAGGAUGCUGGAAGAAGCGUUGCAGGAAAUGACAAAUACUCUCCAAGACAUGAUCAGUACCUUGAAGAAAAUGCAUGAUUAUGUGGAGCCUGCCGUCUUUUAUGGUGUGACACGGAUCUUUUUUUCUGGCUGGAAGGACAAUCCAGCCUUACCAGAAGGGCUGGUCUAUGAGGGGUUCUCCGAGAAGCCUCUUUCGUAUUCUGGGGGGAGCGCGGCAGAGAGCACCACCCUGCAUGCUUUUGAUGAACUCCUUGGAAUCCAGCAUUGUAAAGAAAGUGCUGCCUUUUUGUACAGAAUGAGGGAAUACAUGCCCCCUCACCAUCGGGCCUUCCUCAAAGAAAUCCAGUCUGCACCUCCGCUGAGACAUUACAUCUUGUCCUGCAGGAAUGAGGCACUCCAAACCGCAUAUAACAAGUGUGUGGCUACUCUCUCUGACUUGAGGACCUACCACAUCACCAUGGUCACCAAGUACAUUGUGAUAGCAGCUCACAAAGUCAAAGCCAAGAUGACGGAGUCCUCUCCAGCAUCCAUGAGGCCCCCGUCUUUCCUGGAAGGAAGAGGGACCGGCGGUUCAGGAGUUCUGAGCUUCUUAAAAAGCGUUCGGGACACAACCAGAGAAGCGAUGAUAACUUUCUAAAAGCUUCCCUGCUUUUUUUGCUUCUCAGGUGGAGAGUAAACACAUGAUUUACAGGACCAAAGCAAUUUAGUAUUUGGAUAGCAUAAUGUGGGGCAGAAGGGUUGUCUGGUGCUAGUAAAGACCUUUGCAAUAUCUUUAUUAAAAGAAAUCACUCUUCUCUA